AUGUUCGAAUUUUAUAUCUCUUUUUUUUUUCAGAUAAAACUGAGCGAAAACUUAAAAUCUAUCGACAACAAAAAUGUCGAAAUCGUUGUCGCCUCUUGCGAGAAUUGUCAAUGCGCCAAUGACGUUAAGAUCUCAACAUCGGCAUUUUCGAACGGGAACGCCGGAACAGCUCAGAGUUCUGUCAGUUUCAUAUCGCUUGGCGAAUUGACAUCCCGUAUUCGAAACUACUUUCAUUACGAGAACAACAAGAGAAUUUACGACUGGUCACUUUGGGCCAUCAUCGUUGCCGGCUUCACAACGGUCGGUAUAAUCGUCACGCUAAUUUUGUUUUUCUAUUUGCUAAUAGCUUAUCCAAUCAGAGGCGGGACAACGCCCCUUGGUUUCAUCUUUAUUAUUGGUAUAAUGGGGAUUUAUGGCGUGAAUUUUGCAUUCUUCGUCCCAGCUUCAUUGGUUACUUGUGCAGCACGGAGGUUCUGCAUGGGCGUAGUCUAUGCCAUCUGUUUUGCCUGUUUGUUGGUGAAGGCCGUGGACAAUUGGCGAACGGGUGAUUCAAAUUACGACAAGAAAAGGUACAAGAGACUGUCAAGCAGCUUAUGUCUUGUCCUCAUUGCAGUCGCCAUCAUCUUGAUGCAGGUCAUAAUUCCUGUCGAGUGGUUAUUAUUAGUUAAACCUUCGUCUGUCAACCUGUUAUCGGUAAAUCCAGGCGCAAACUCAGUCUUAUAUCAAGAGCAUGAUUUUUCCUGGUGCACUCCGGUCGGCUCAUAUGACUCCGGUCUGGCUCUCUCUUUCAUUUUCAUCAUCAUUCUCGAUUUGGUCACAAUCCUCUUCGGGGCUUUGGCCUGGGACAGCGAGAAGAAUUCUUUCGAAUCUCGAUGGAUUGUCAUUGCCUGCCUGUGCACCAGUGGCUGCUUUCUCGUCUGGAUGGUUGUAUCGACGUUGGCCAACCCGGUGUUUCGUGAUCCAGCCGUCGCCAUCGGCAACUUUGUAAAUGCUACAGCCCUGCUGAUAGUCAUCCCGUUCAGGAAAGUCAUUCUGUUAGUGAUGGCCAAGAGAAAUGAGAAAAUGUACCCAAAUGACAUGUCACACAUAGAUGACAUCUACCAUAAGCCAGCGAGUUACAUGGAGCCAGUAUAUUUCGAGAAAAAUAAUUGGAACAAUUCAGGAAUAUGA
Messenger RNA from Acanthosepion pharaonis, 1170 nucleotides. NCBI's taxonomy places the organism in Eukaryota, Metazoa, Mollusca, Cephalopoda, Sepiida, Sepiidae. The record is from the annotation of a GenBank genome assembly.